UGUAUGAACGUGGCGUGGUGCAAGUGCGUAUAUUCCUUGUUACCCCGACGCCUUCUCUACUAACAUAACCCAGAUGGCCAGUAAUUGGUGUGAUGAUCAUCGGAGGUCUCAUCAUUUUCAGUAUUGUUUGGUGUAUUAUUCGUUGCUGCUGCUGUGGUCUUUCAUGUUGUUGUAGCUGUUGCCAGUGCCUGAAGUGCUGCGGUAACUGCUGCGGUGCUUGUGACCCUCCACGCAGUGCCACAAAGCAUCUGGAUGACCCUUAUGCUCCCCAGAGUCAGCACCAUGGAUACCGAAGUGAACCCCCAAUGAACCCCUCAGCGCCUCAAUACGGAGUCACAAAGCCCAUGCGAUCCGAGCCACCUCAGUAUGCGGAAUUCGAAACGAGUAAAGGCCGAGACGAUGAUGCCCUCCCUGAAAUGCCCAGCUGGGAGGGUGCUAGCAGCAAAAAGGUCGAGGUUCACACAGAGGCCGUUGAGCUUGACACUCUACCUUCAAAGCCACCCCCUAGUCAGCAAAGCAACAUGAUGGGUGGGGUUUCACCGAACAAUUUGACCCCCUAUAGCCAGGCACAGAGUAACUCAAGUGGCUACCUGGGCGCUAACCAAGCUCCCGAUGCCUAUUCACCUAUCGACCAACAAGGCUACGGCUAUCAAGCCCCCGGUAUGAACCCGAUGUACGGCAGUGCCGCUGCUGUCGCACCAAUGCCACAUGAACGCCGCUCUCCAGCGUUGAACAACAAUGGAUAUGAUAACCAAGGCUACGGCCAUGAUCAAGGAUUCGAUCAAAACCAAGGCUACGGGCAGAUGCAUGGCUACGGACAACAAGGCUAUGGCCAGGCCACUUCCCCCAACGACUAUGCAGCAACUUAUAGCGGAUACCGAGGGACUCCUCCGCCGCGUCCCGCCAGUUUCGCCAAGCGAACUUCAAUGCAUCAGGAUGAAUUUGGCACUUACGGACAGCUUCCUCCUCGCCGUUCUCCAGCUAUACCAGAAGACUAUGGUUAUGGAUCACCCGUUCGUCAAUCACCCGGUCCCCAAAACGAUUUCGGCUACGCUCAGCCGCCUCGUCAGUCUCCAGCGCCUAUGAACGAUUAUCGAACACCGCCUCCCGGCCCCGAAGCCAGCUAUGGUGCUCAUCCUGUUCCCCAGCGGCAACACAUGCCAGAGUCCCACUCUCCUCAGGAGCCAUACCCAGGUUUCAAGCCAUACCAGCCUUAAAUGGCAGAUUUAUGACACUUUGGGGGUGAACGAAAGAAAAGGCAUAUAUGACUGUGUUUCUCUGAGUAUUUCAUGGAUAUACGGAGUUGCUUCAUGCAUUUUGUUACUACCUUAGUUUUAUGCGUUGGCGUUUCCGGGGAGAAUUUCAGUCGAACUUGUUUUUAGAAUUUGGGUCUGGAUACUCAGGUUAUAUUUUUGGAGGCCCCAUGAUACGGAUUUGUCUUGUCACCAUAAAGAGAGAUGGUCUGAAAGCACCACUUGGCUACGACACAGGUACUUCUCGCCUGCGUGAUGAAACUCUGUUCAGCUUCAUGCAAGCUUGGCGUCAUAGCCAAGACUUGGCCAUACAUUUACACGAUGAGUUUGGUACACAAUAAUGAU
Molecule: messenger RNA, 1598 nt
Organism: Fusarium redolens
Lineage: Eukaryota; Fungi; Ascomycota; Sordariomycetes; Hypocreales; Nectriaceae
Exons: 1
Coding region: 93-1217 (374 amino acids)
Cellular component (GO): cellular bud neck; plasma membrane
Source: RefSeq, a predicted model, not a curated record